Molecule: messenger RNA, 2757 nt
Organism: Dujonia railenensis
Lineage: Eukaryota; Fungi; Ascomycota; Pichiomycetes; Serinales; Debaryomycetaceae
Source: the annotation of a GenBank genome assembly
AUGUCGCAAGUUGAUAUCAAUACGUUCCAUAACCAAAUGCAGGGGUCGAAGAAACGACCUCGUAUUCAGAUGGCUUGUGAUCACUGUAGAAAGAAGAAAGUCAAGUGUAACGGGAGCCUUCCGUGCCAGAACUGCUCAAACGUAGAUGAGUGUAUCUACAGUGCACAUAAAGAGAGGAAAAGACGGUCGAAGAAUUCGCCAGCCUCUGAGUCUGAAACAUCCAAAACCAAAACCAUCGAGGUGUUGAGCAAUAGGCUCAACUCGUUGGAGAGCUUGUUAAGUAACUUGGUCAGCAGAUUGGAUGGACUGAAACCGUCUAGCGCCACUGACACGAGUCAAAAAAAUUUGAAACCUGUAACUUCCCACUCAUCCAACUCAAGCUCUGACUCGGAGUCGACAUUAAACCCCACGCCUCCUAGUUCAACGGAAGAAAAGCACCAUGAUGACCGUGUUGCUAUUAGAAAUAAGGCUGGGGAUGGAGAGACUGAAAAGUUAUCUAAAUUCAGCAGCCUUCGUAUUAAAAAGAGACCGACUUCUAGACAUAUACAGGUAAGAAAAUGCCAAUCAUACUUCUGUAUUAUAUCAGAAAAAACUAAAGCCUGGAUCAAAAGCAGAUUACGCCCCCAAGACUUGAAGUUGGUAUUCUCGAUUGAGAAGUUACCCAUGUUAUUAAACUCCUCACCUCUGUCCCUGGCCAAGGCAUGGUCUAACGUACCAAGUAAUUCCAAGCAUGAAAUAUUGCCACGUAAUGGAACAAAGAGUCAGAAGCAAUCUCCAGCUAUAGCUGCCGCUGCCAGCGCUGAACCUGGCACUUGUGAUUUCCCACUGGAUUCUAAUUUGGUCUAUGGCUUUUUGAACACUUACUAUAAAACCAUACCUAAUGCUAACCUCGUAGUGGAUCAUGGUAUUAUCAUUGCGUUAUUUGAUAGAUAUUACUCGGGACAGAAUCAAUUUAGCGCAGGUGACCAGGCUGGUGUGAAGCAAGACAAAGCUCUUUUCAAGUACUCCGAGUUACUUAUUAUGAAUAUUGCGCUUGCUCUUGCUAUUGAAAAUAAGUCUGACGUGUGGAACAAAUUCACAGAGCUUUACACUUUAGAAGACUUGAAUACACUCCAAGAAGAAUGUUUUAACAAUGCAGUCUACUUCUAUGAGAGAGUCAAUAUUGUCUGUGAGGGUUUAAUCACUAUCCAGGCGAUCGUGUUGUUAUAUACAUUUGCAGAUGUCCACUACUCCACAGACUUUUACAUUAAUAAUAUGUUGACUUCAGUGGCAAUACGAUUUGCCCAAGAAUUAGGGUUGAAUAGAGUCGAAUCAUAUGAUGAAAUGAGUGAAGAAGAAGCAGAUAUAGGUAGAAAGUUGUGGUGGUAUUGCCAUUGCUUGGAUAUGGAUUCGUGCUACAAGACAGGGAAACCUCCACUUAUUAAUUUACAAGAUGUAUCCAGUUUGACUGAUAUGGACGUAGAGUCUCCAAUUGGGUCGAUUGAUAAUCAUGAAGAGCUUGUGGAAGUUUGUUUUGACCAAGGUGCUCAUGUGUAUUCUUGUCACUAUACAUUAUUGCUCAAUAGGGUAAGAAAUAAGUCAUACUAUGAAUUAUUUUCUGCUAGUAGUCAACGGAAAUUGUCUACCCUGUUCGACGUGCUUGUCAAAUCUAUUGAAAUGAUGAACCUGGAUAUGAUGGAGCUUGCUAACAAAAUGCAUCCCCGUAUGAGACCAACCUUCUUAAAUAAACCAUGUCAUACCAAUGAAUUAUCACCUGAUUUUGAUAAGUUGUAUUUGUCAAAUAAGGAAUUCAUGGAUGAAACCAAUGCUAUGUUUAAAAUUCAAUUUUUCUGCCAUUUGAUGAUUAUCAAUAGAGUCCCACUACUUGUUAAUUUCUCAGACAAGAUAAAAAUUCUGUCAGCAGGAAGAAAAUCGUUGGAGUGUGCUAGAACUAUUUUAUUGAUAGUUCUUGCUGUGGACUCAAAGAAAGUUAGUAAAAUCAACUAUGAAUUAAUGGAGGUAAUUAGCUUCAUAGCAUUUUUGACUUUAUUAACAACUCAUUUACAAAACUUGGCUGACGAUCAAAUCCCUGAAGAUUUUGAUCUCCUUGCGAAAUUUUCUAUGAAUGUGUUUUCUAAGGGGACAGAGCUGUUCAAUGGCGAAAGCUGGGCUAAAUUAAGAGCCUUAGACUGUAAAAGAGUAUUUAUGAUUCUUGUGAUAAGAAUAUCAUUGAAAAUAUUAGCUGGAGCCUAUGACGCAGAGAACAACGUAGAUUUGAUAGAAGGCAAUGCAGAAGUGAGUAGACAUUUAACUUUAUGUGAAGAGAUUUAUCCUGAAGCUUUUGGAGACACCAUUUCACGUAUGGACUCUGAUUCCAAUACAUUAAUCCCCAAUCAUCAUAAUAGUCACACUUCAAUGUCAUCAUCUACUGGACUGAGUUCGGCUGGUUGGAGUAGCACAAAUAUACUGACGCCGGUGAAUAACUUGAAGAAAGAUAUAUUUGGCAAUCACUUCAGCCCAAGUAGCACCUUGACACAUAAUAAUCCUAUUUCGCCAUAUUCUCAAAAUCUUUUGGAUGGGGUCAGUGCGGACUUCAAUAGUGAGAUCUUGAAUGGUGCAUCUGAAGUUGAUCAGCUGCAGUUUGCUAAUCAACACUUUUCAAAUGUGGCAACUGAAUUUCAGAUUGAAGAUCUAAUUAAUGAUGAUGCAAUCAGUAAUUUGUUGUUUUCUCAGGCCUAUAACUUCCCUAAUCUGCUUUUCGAUGGGGUCAACCUGUAG